This is a messenger RNA of Canariomyces notabilis, 1720 nucleotides long. RefSeq names its product NAD(P)-binding protein. Gene Ontology annotation, cellular component: mitochondrion. The transcript has a single exon. The record is from RefSeq and is a predicted model, not a curated record. Bases 389 to 1543 code for a protein of 384 amino acids. NCBI's taxonomy places the organism in Eukaryota, Fungi, Ascomycota, Sordariomycetes, Sordariales, Chaetomiaceae. Gene Ontology annotation, molecular function: oxidoreductase activity.
AACCUCGUCUCGCAUUCACAGUCCACAACUUCACAACCACGAAACAUCAACCAGAUGAUAUUGACUCGCCUCUCGCUGGAGGUUAGCUUUCCUGCUUCCUUCUGCUUCUAUUCACUCGGCAUUAAUUCUGUAGACUCUCCUAAGUCCGUCCCUACCCCUUACUUCCGUUCAUCACCUCAUCGUCAUGGCCCGUUCAUCAAGGAUAUAUGAUCAUUUCGAUCCCCCGUUACUUCCUUCUUGCGAUGCUCCAAGGGGCAAGCAGUCAACUCGACUAUCACAAACCUUUACCUAUCUUACACUCUGACAGCCUACUUAUCCCACACGCAACCAAAUCCCGAUCGUCUUCAAACCACUUCCUCGACUCAGUCAAUCCUCCCUCAACAUCACAAUGACCAGCUCAUCGCAGAGCAUUCCCGCCUCCAUGAAAGCCUGGGUGGCCGAAGCCCCAGGUGCCGGAGCGGUCAUUAAACAGGUUCCCACGCCCGAAGUCCAGCCCGGCACCGUCGUCGCCAAGGUCUUGAGCACCUUCAUCUACCAAUCCCGGCGCGACACCCUGAAAGCAACCGGCAAGGCUCCCUAUUUCACCAACCCCUACCCAUACAUCCCCGGCAGCCAUGCCGUGGUGCGUGUUGCCGCGACCGGCCCCGACACGACGGCCUUUUCGGUCGGCCAGCUCGCCAUAGUCGACAUCUUCGUCACCGCUCGUGACGAUCGCACCGGAGUGCAAAUUCUCUGGGGCACCUUUGACGGCGGCAGCCCUGCGUCCAAAAAAUUCGCCGCCGACAACUGGCGGAACGGCCAUUACGCCGAGUACGUCCGCGUCCCGCUGGAGAACAUCCACCCGCUGGACGAAGCCCGUCUCUGCGGCAGUCCGUCCGCGGGCGGGUUGGGCUAUAGCAUUCCCGAGCUGGUCGUGAUUCCUUCCCUCGCCGUGAUCGAGGCUGGAUAUCGGCGCGUCAACCUGCGGGCGGGAGAAACCGUGGUCAUCUCGCCCGCGACGGGCCACUACAGCGUGGCCGCCGUCGCGCUGGCAGAUGCUAUUGGUGCAAAUAUCAUUGCCCUGAGCCGCAACGGCGAGCGCCUGCAGAAGAUCAAGGAAUUUUUCCCGAGGAUCAAGACGCUGCAGCCCACCGGCGACGUCAAGCAAGACACGGAGGCCAUCAAGAAGCUCGCGAAUGGACCCGUGGAUGUUGUGGCUGAUGUCUCGUCGCCUGCCAUGGUUGGUUCGACGCAUAUUGCCAGCUGCAUGGCUGCUGUGAAGAAUUAUGGCCGCAUCUGCCUCCUGGGCGGCCGGGGGGACCCGAGCUUGCCGAUUUCGUACAGGGAUGUUGUGUUCCGCAACCUGAAGAUUGAAGGUUCGUACAUGUUCCAGUGGGAGGACGUGAGGAGCGUUAUCAAGAUGGUCGAAACAGGCGUGUUGAAGCUUGGAAAGGACUCGAUUUUCCCGGUUGUCGCAGAGUUCUCGAUCGACAACCUGGAACAGGCGGUGGCCAAGAUCGAGACGGAUCCGGGUCUGGGUAACCUCGUGGUGCUUAACCCUUAGGACUCGGUUGGCACGCUGUCGUUCUCGUCUUGCAUCCCUGAACAGAGCCCACCAGGAAGAGCCUUCAGAUGUGGGUGUUUGACUUCAAGGAACACGAUCAUGUAUCUAGUCGCUCGCUUUUCCCCCAAAGGUACUUCUCAAGCUCAGAAUCUAGCAUUUCCAGUUCGCGUUAGUUUC